Engraulis encrasicolus (European anchovy) is the source of this 3030-nucleotide messenger RNA. It is a transcript of the gene stx11a, whose product is annotated as syntaxin 11a. Gene Ontology annotation, molecular function: SNARE binding; SNAP receptor activity. Gene Ontology annotation, cellular component: synaptic vesicle; presynaptic active zone membrane; endomembrane system. The record is from RefSeq and is a predicted model, not a curated record. Lineage: Eukaryota; Metazoa; Chordata; Actinopteri; Clupeiformes; Engraulidae. The coding region runs from base 399 to 1301 and encodes 300 amino acids. Gene Ontology annotation, biological process: exocytosis; synaptic vesicle fusion to presynaptic active zone membrane; intracellular protein transport. The transcript has 4 exons.
UGUAGCCAUUGAGAGUAACUGUCAAUGUGUGUAGCCCAUGCAGUAAAGACCUGCUGAAGACAUAGGUAGCUGUUACCGUACGUGGUUUUGACGUUUGCUUUAUUUUAUCGCCUUUGUCGUUCAUCAUCAUUGCGUGAGAUGUUGAUGCCGUGUCGAGUGAGGGGGAUUACAAAUAUUUUAGGCAACUCCCCUUCUUCACUUAACAGUUGUUCCGUCUUAUUUCCUGUACCUUGCAAAAUGAGAGCGUCAAGGGAGGGGAAACGAUUUUUCAUGUACUGUAACAGCCACAAGAUAAUCGACUGAGCAUGAAAUAAGAUUAGGAAACGCAACAACUUCUGUCCAACUUAGGAACAAUUUCCCCAAAAGAGCAGCACCACCACAGUCUCUUAUUAGGCAAGAUGCGGGACCGGCUGAGCGAACUGCAGUCGGCCUCCAGGCUCACCCAGGGGCAGUCCUCUGGCCUGGCUGUGGAGGACGGCGGUGGGCAGGAGGAGGAGGACGGGCAGGAGCUGGAGCUAGAGAUGGUGUUCGAGGGGGAGGAGGAGAUGGAGGAGGUGUUCAGGGAGGUGCAGGCCAUGCACAAGGAGAUCGCCCAGCUCCACGUGGAGGUGAAGCAGCUGGGCAAGCAGAACACACGCUUCCUCACCUCCAUGAGGCGCAUCAGCAGCAUCAAGCGCGACUCCAACUCCAUCGCCCGCGGCAUCAAGGCCCGCGGCCAGGCUCUGUACGGCCGCCUGCAGCAGAUGGAGGCGCGCAGCAAGCGUCUGGAGGAGGAGAACGGGCCGCACUCCUCGCUGGUGCGCAUGGUGCGCUCACAGUGCGCCUCCCUCACCACCGCCUUCCACGCCGUCAUGUCCAAGUACAACGAGGCCGAGAUGGAGCAGCGCGACCACUGCAAGAAACGCAUCCAGCGGCAGGCCGAGAUCGUGGGCCAGGAGGUGAGCGGCGAGCAGAUCGAGGAGAUGAUCGAGUCGGGCAAGUGGAACGCCUUCUCCGAGAACCUGGUGGUGACGGACGGCGGCGGCCGCGCGGCGCGCUCCGCCCUCAGCGAGAUUGAGAACCGGCAGAAGGAGCUGUUGGAGCUGGAGGGGCGCAUCAGGGACAUCCACGAGCUCUUCACGGACCUGGCCAUGCUGGUGGAGGAGCAGGGCGUCAAGCUGGACAGCAUCGAGGCCAACCUGGCGGGCACGCAGGACUAUGUGGCCAAGGCCACCGUGCAGAUCAAGAAGGCCGUCCGGUACAAGAAGGCACACCCCUGCCGACGCCUCUUCUGCUGCUGCUGCCCCUGCUGUAACAAGUAGCCGUGGAUGGUGGAUGGAUGGAUGGUGGACUGCCAACAGGGCUCUAAAUUAAUACCAGUCAAAUGCUAGUGAAAUUACUACCACCAACUUACUACCACUGCCACUUUGACCCAUUAGAGAGUGUGUGUUUGACGAGUAAGCGUAGCAUACUGCCCAUUUUGGCUGGUGAUGAGAAAUUUUAAUUUAGAGCCCUGGAUUUAUCCUUCUUUCUCUGACUCUCUUAGCUUUCAUAGUAGUCUGCUGCCAAUGGGCUUUUGUCUGGGGGCAGAUGACCAUUUUUACCCUAGUCUACCCUGGGUAAGCAAAAUACAUGUACAACUUAUUUAUUACAUUGUGCUUUACAAACAACUUUACAAGUUGGUCGUCAAGUUAUUUAAUUAAAAAAAAUGUCUCAGGCUGCCUUCAAACCUGGCCCUACUUCUGGGCUGAUCUAAGAUCACAGUUCCUUUAAAGCGGAACUAUGCAGAGAUAGGCUACAGCUCUGUUUGGGAAGGCCUGCUGCGCUUCUUGUGACAGCUGCUGCAAGAUAAUGUCCUUGCAUUGCAUUUGACUGAUAGGAUCUGACUUCGUCUGACUUCUUACCACUGUCAAAAGAGGACAGACGUCAACACCUCGCUCGUGGUGGCCAUGCUCCUGCUUCCCCAUCAUCUGGCCAAAAAGCUGAAAAAGCCUUGUGGGUGAAAGGUGAGAUGUCUUCAAGCCCCUAAAAUAAGCAGCAUUGCUUACAACAACCCCACUCAGCUCAUUGACUGCACUCAGGGCCAGUUCUAGUUAACUUGGUGCCCUAGGCGAGUAACCAUUUCCCUUUUUGUGCUUUUAGACAUUGUCAUCUGUAAACAUAACGCUAUGCAUCUGAUUGAACACAGCUAAUCUGCGCUGAGUCCAUGCAUAAUGAUUGUCAAUGAGUUAAGUGUAAAGAGUUUUUUGUGGUUGACAUUCUAACUAUGUGGGACAUAAUGGGCAUUUCUGUCUCCCCCAAGAUAUUUGGCGCCCUAGGUGACUCCCUGGUGUGCCUAUGCCUAGCGCCGGCCCUGACUGCACUGAGCUGGAUGCAUGUGAGUUUUCACAUGUUGACUGACUGAAACACUCAGCAGUCAGGCCAAAUGCGAAGAACACAGGAACUGCUUUGCAAAUGAUAAUUAAGUCAGUGUCAUUAAGUCUGUAUGUGAAGCAAGCGAGCCAAGCAAGCAGCAAAACAUGUUCUGUAACCUUGACUCUGUUCUGUAUAGGCUUGCAUGGCCAGACAGGACAGUCUACAAGUGGUGUGUAUGGUGUGUACAAUGUGUGUAGGCCUAUGGUUCUUGAGUUCUUUAUAAGAAUAAAAAAUACAUGAAAACAAUUAUACAACAACGGCAUGUAAACAAAAGAGUAUUUUACACCUCAAUCUGGAAGUUACUUUUGUCUUUUCAGGUCGAGUGAGGUGAGUAUGCAGAGACUUAACUAUCACAUUGUGAAAUGCUGUCGCUGUUGUGAAACGGACCUAGCCUAACCCUCCUCCACACCCCUAUUCAUUUUAUUCGCACUGACAUUUUUUGUUUUAGGCGUAGAACCAUAUAAUCAAGGUUUUAUGUUCAAAAUAGUGUUUGUAAAUGAACGUUUACCUGUAGGCCUAUUAUGUCGCCAAACCAUAGACAAUUUAAACCAAAUUAUGAAGAUACGUUUGAAACCCCCAUUGCGCAAUGUUGCGCGCUGGUGGAUUCUUAUAGUUUGCGAAAUCUAGUCAUUCGGA